UUUUCCGAUUAAAAUUGUACGAGUUUUGGUUUAUUUUAUCAAAAAUAUUACGGUUGGUAUCACUUGUGCGGCGUAUGUUUAGUUUGAAACAUAACCUCACCUCCCACGUUCUCGAAAUCCGUUGCAACUUGGGCACCACGUGCAAUUUUUUUCUUAAACUUUGAAUAUGGCGAUUGUAAACGCGAAAACUCCGAAUAAAAAACGCAAAAGUUUGGCUAACGAUAGUCAAGCCGAGAGCCCUAAAGCUGGUAAUAAAACGCCGGCGAAAAAUAAGUUUAACGCAAGCCCUGGAAAGGCAAAAACUCCCAAAGCAACACCGGGAAAGCUUGAAACCCCAAAAGCGACCCCCGGGAAGCCAAAAGCAACCCCUGGAAAACCCAAAACCCCAAAGGUCGAACCUGGAAAGCCAUUAGCUCUCAAUUCUUCCCCAUCUCAAAACAAUGCAGAUAAAAGUCCGAAACAGGAAAAACAGAAUAAAGGGAAAAGAAGUGCUAAUCUAAAAGACGAAACCUCGCCGCCUAAAAAAUUAAAAAUGUUCAAGGGAACAUCAACCCUUGGAGAUAAAAAGCCACAACAAAAUCAGGACAAGAAACCGCAAAAUAAGGCCAAGGAGUCACAGAAGAAAAAGCCCAAUCGUAAUUAUGCCCUUUUGAAGGAAAAACUUGUUAGUGGGGACCUAUCAGCACUCAACGUUAUUGAAAAGAAAAUUAAAGCGAUAGAGGAGCGCAAGGAAUUAACAAAAACGGCAAAACGUAAAUUAAAGUUAUUGAAAAAACUAAAGAAUGCCUCAGGUGGUGCAUCAGCUUCCAAGAAAAGGAAUGACCGGCGUAAGAAGGUUAAAGCCAAGCACGCUGAAGCCGAAAAACUUGAAAAGAAAUCUGCAGUCGUUAUAAAGCAAGAAAAGGAAGAAGAGGACUCGAGUGAAUCUGAUUAUGAAGUUGAGGACGAAAUUAAGCCUGGUACAAUUAUCAAGACUGAAAAUUUGAAAACUGAGGAGAGCGACGAGGAAGACAGUGAUGAAGAGGAAGAAAGCGGCGACGAAGAUGAUGAAUCUGCUGAGGAGGAGGAAGAAGAACAAGAAGUAAAGCAAACUCCGAAAGGUGGGAAAAAGAAAGGACAGGAGAAAAAGAACGACAUAAAAUCCAAGAAUUUGAAGUUGCAAGCCAUGAGGAAACAAGGACAAUUGGCAGGGAGUGUUAAAGAGAGUCAGAAGAGGUCAGCAAGGAGGGCCAAGAAAAACGCAAAAGUUAACGGCGGACCGUAAUUGUUGGUUUAUAGGAUUUAACUUUUUUAUUUGUUAACAUAAUAUUUGUGACGUGUAAGGGAGUUUACACAUUAGAAUAAAUCAUUAUACAACA
Molecule: messenger RNA, 1358 nt
Organism: Tribolium madens (black flour beetle)
Lineage: Eukaryota; Metazoa; Arthropoda; Insecta; Coleoptera; Tenebrionidae
Product: glutamic acid-rich protein-like
Exons: 3
Coding region: 167-1264 (365 amino acids)
Source: RefSeq, a predicted model, not a curated record